Balearica regulorum gibbericeps (East African grey crowned-crane) is the source of this 665-nucleotide messenger RNA. The record is from RefSeq and is a predicted model, not a curated record. Lineage: Eukaryota; Metazoa; Chordata; Aves; Gruiformes; Gruidae.
GUUCAUCUUCAGCUCGGUGGUCUACGGUACCAGCUACCGAUCCAUGAACUCCAUGGCAAAGCCGUCUUUCACAGACGAUGGCAGCCUUGCCGACGGGGGAAUUGACCUGAAUAUGGAGCAGGGGAUGGCAGAGCACCUCAAGGAUGUGAUCCUGCUGACAGCGAUAGUCCAAGUGCUGAGCUGCUUCUCCCUCUACGCCUGGUACUUCUGGCUCUUGGCUCCGGGACGUGCUCUCUACCUCCUGUGGGUGAACAUCCUGGGGCCCUGGUUUACAGCCGACUCUUCGCCCGCCGGUCAGGAACCAAAUGAGAAGAAGCAACGCCGACAAGAACGCCGCCAGAUGAAGCGCUUCUAGCUCUGGCUGGGGAGAUAGAUUAACGCCGUCUCUCAUCUUCAUGCUGUUAUUUCAUCAGGGAUGCGACCAAAACCAAUCCGAAACCAUCGCAGUAGCUAUGUUGCCCUCUGUCAUUGCUGCCAUUCUGCUAGAAAGGCCGCAAGAGACUUCCCUUGGUCGGCUCUUAGCGCCGGUCGAGGCCUUGCUCCUUGGGAUGACGAGGGGGGUGAUGCUGGGAUGCGUGUAAAUACCUUUUUAAAGCAGCGCUGUAUCACGUUCGAGGUUGGGGAUUGCAACGUUGGAGGAAAUAGUACAUUAAAGAACAGAGUCU